UGUAAAUGUCAAAACUGACAAAAUCAACAAAACAAUAACAAUUUUUGCAAUUUUCAUUUUUCCUUUGUUUUCUUCUCUGAUAGAAGUCUGAAGAAGAAACAAAAAAUAUUUGUGUGCUAUUAAAUAUUUAGAAAGAAUAGAGUCCAAUUAUUGAUGAGUAAACUGCUUCGAAAGGUAUUUUCAUUUCGAGUUUUUCGUAAUUUCUUGUCAGCCGCAACACCGUUCGGCGUAAGAAUGGUGAGAUUCUUUCGUAAUCCAUAUGAAGAUUACAAACAUGGAGCGAGCCUGGCGCUGGACAAGAAUGGGAUAGUAUCACAAAUAAACGAGCACACUCAAAAUAUAGCUAAACGUCUUCAGCCGCAUCGCAAAAAUGUUGACGGUGGACUUUACGUCGGUGUUACCGGCGUUUCGUACAUGUUCUAUUAUUUGGCGAAAAACCCGUUGUUGUCGGAGAAUAAAACCAGUUACCUUGAGAAGGCAGUCGAAUACCUUUCUCCGGCGUUAGAGACAUCGGCGGGCGACCGGACAUCAUUUCUCCUGGGUGACGCCGGCACACAUGCACUGGCGGCCGUUUUGAAGCGUGAAUUGAGAGACGAGACAUACGCUGACCACCUGAAGUCUUAUAAAUCUCUAUACAGUCAGUAUUUAAAUCCUAAUUUUCUUAAAUGUGGUGGUGACGAAUUCUUCGUGGGUCGUGCUGGUUAUUUAGCUGGAGCGUUGUGGGUAGCUCGUGACAUACAAAUUCAAAUCUUCACAAACGAAGAGCUUUAUAAAAUAUGUGAUGUUAUGAUUGCAUCUGGGCGAGAAUAUUCUAGAAAACACGGGAGCCGGUGCCCUUUGAUGUACCAUUAUUAUAACACAGAAUAUAUAGGCGCUGCCCAUGGCAUUAGCUUCAUAUUGCAGAUGCUUCUAUCUGUACCUGGUUAUUUGGAACACAAUAAGUCUGCUGCCCAUGAUAUUAAGUCAACAGUUGACUUCAUAGCUUCAUUACAGACAGAAGAAGGUAACUGGCCUUGCUGUAUGGAAGAAAUAGGUUUACCAGAGCACAAACUCGUACACUGGUGCCAUGGGGCACCUGGGACAGUAUACCUAAUGGCUAAAGCAUACUUAGUAUUUAAAGAUCAAAAGUUUCGCAAUGCUUGUAUCAAGGCUGGAGAAGUUACUUGGAAUAAAGGGUUACUUAGAAAGGGUCCAGGAAUUUGUCAUGGUGUAGCGGGCAAUGGAUAUGUCUUUCUUCUACUCUUCAGACUAACUGGAGAUGAGAAAUAUCUACACAGAGCUAACUUGUUUGCUGCAUUUAUGACCACAGACGAGUUUUUGAGGGAUGCAAGGCUCCCUGAUAAUCCAGAGAGUCUGUAUGAAGGCACGGCUGGUACUGUGUGCUAUUUAGCUGAUCUUCUGGUACCAGAUACUGCUGCGUUUCCCUUUCAAAAUGUUUUCUCUUAAUGUACAAAUAUUUAACAUAAUGUUAUUUGAUAUGUGAUAACUUUUGCCUAUUUAUUAUUUAAUUGAUUACAAUUGUAAUUUCUUUGUGAAGUCAAAAAUAGAUUUAUGUUGACUAGACCAAUA
Maniola jurtina (meadow brown) is the source of this 1569-nucleotide messenger RNA. Its product is annotated as lanC-like protein 3. The transcript has a single exon. The record is from RefSeq and is a predicted model, not a curated record. Bases 154 to 1446 code for a protein of 430 amino acids. Gene Ontology annotation, biological process: carbohydrate metabolic process; peptide modification. Lineage: Eukaryota; Metazoa; Arthropoda; Insecta; Lepidoptera; Nymphalidae. Gene Ontology annotation, cellular component: plasma membrane.